GCUGUCAGGUCGAGCUACCUCCUUCUGCACAUGUAUGCGACCUCUAAAACUGUGAGUUUAUAGUUUGUUUGGGGUUCAUAUAUGCACGACAGAUGACAAUGCUUCUUCUGAGGAGAGCUGCGCAGGCGGCGCUGCGGACAAACCACUGCAGGUCGUUUUCUGCGUCACAGACUCACCUGAACGGGAGAAAAGGUCUGGUGCUGGGAGUGUUUGAGAAGGAGGGAGAGGAGGGCGGCCUUCAUCUGACUGAAGCAGCUGCAGGUUUUGACCAAACUCUGUCUGGAAAACUCUCUGAACUGCUGAAAAUCUCUGGACCAGCUCUGAAAAAAGGCAAAAGCAGAAUAUUUUAUGGCAUCCACAAGGACUUCCCGUGCGUCGCCGUCGUCGGGCUGGGUAAGAGCAGCGCAGGUGUGUGUGGGACAGAGAACUGGGACACCAGCAAGGAGAGCAUCAGGCAGGCGGUGUCAGCUGGCUGCCGGUUACUUCAGGACCUGGAGGUGAACCAUGUGGAGGUGGACGCCUGCGGGGAUGCCCAGUCAGCAGCAGAAGGUGCCGCUCUGGGCUUGUUUCAGUAUGACCAACUCAAAUCCAAGAAGAAGACCAAAGUGACCACGCAGCUCUAUGGAAGUGCUGACUCGGUCGGUUGGGAGAAAGGAGUCAUGUAUGCAGAAGGACAAAACCUGGCGCGGCUUCUCAUGGAGGCUCCGGCCAAUCACAUCACUCCUACUGUUUUUGCCAACACCAUCGAAGAGAAGCUAGCGCCGCACGCUGGACGAGUCACAAUAAAUAAGAGAUGUCAGGCUUGGAUAGAGGAGCAACAGAUGGGGGCCUUUCUUAGCGUCUCUAAAGGUUCAGAGGAGCCCCCUGUCUUCCUGGAGAUACAUUACAACGGUUCUGCUGACAGCAAGCAGGCCCCGCUGCUCUUAGUGGGCAAGGGCAUCACCUUUGACAGUGGUGGUAUUUCUCUGAAGCCGUCUCCUUCUAUGGAUGCAAUGAGAGCUGAUAUGGGUGGAGCUGCCACCGUGUGCGCGUCCAUCGUCACAGCAGCAGCGCUGAAACUGCCCGUCAACAUCGUUGGUCUGGCUCCCCUGUGUGAGAACAUGCCCAGUGGAAAAGCUACGAAACCAGGUGAUGUUGUCACAGCAAAAAACGGAAAAACAAUCCAGGUUGAUAAUACAGAUGCUGAAGGCCGCCUGGUUCUCGCUGAUGCCCUGUGUUAUGGACACACCUUUAACCCCAGAGCUAUUGUCAAUGUUGCGACGCUAACAGGUGCGAUGGAUGUUGCUCUUGGCUCAGCAGCAACUGGAGUGUUUACAAACUCUGACUGGCUCUGGGAGCAGCUGCACAAGGCAAGUGUUGUGACAGGUGACCGAGUGUGGCGGAUGCCUCUGUUCCAGCACUACACCAGGCAGGUGACUGACAGCCAGCUGGCUGACCUCAACAACAUCGGCAAGUACAGCCGUUCUGGUGGAGCCUGCACAGCAGCUGCAUUCCUGAGAGAGUUUGUCACAGCUCCUCAUUGGGCCCAUCUGGACAUCGCUGGGGUGAUGAGUAACAAAGACGAGAUUCCCUACCUGAGAAAAGGCAUGUCUGGAAGACCGACACGCACGCUGGUGGAGUUUGCUGCUGGACUGGCCCACAGCGGCUGAGAGAUUGACACGACACCAGACCGGACACAAGACUCUCUGACUGGGAGCUUCCUUCUGCAGGAUUCAACAGUGAUCUGUCAGCACACAACGUGACAGCUGUGAUGUUUACAUACAGCUAAUGCAUCAGUCUUAGAGGUUUUUGAGAUGCUUUUCAAGGAGAUUCAUGUUUAGUGUCUCCCCAUGCUGUUAUUUUAGUUUAAAAAGCCUGAAGCUCUGCAGUAGCUACAUAAUUUACAUAAUUUAUAUGUUGUAUAAAUAAACUGGAAAAUUUGAAUUAUGUCUGAUACAUUUAUUAUCUCCUUGGCUUUGUUGUCGACACAAUACAGAAUUGGGAAACCCAAACAU
Molecule: messenger RNA, 1994 nt
Organism: Chelmon rostratus (copperband butterflyfish)
Lineage: Eukaryota; Metazoa; Chordata; Actinopteri; Chaetodontiformes; Chaetodontidae
Gene: lap3
Product: leucine aminopeptidase 3
Exons: 13
Coding region: 93-1649 (518 amino acids)
Biological process (GO): proteolysis
Cellular component (GO): cytoplasm
Molecular function (GO): metalloaminopeptidase activity; manganese ion binding
Source: RefSeq, a predicted model, not a curated record